Molecule: messenger RNA, 1750 nt
Organism: Aureobasidium subglaciale EXF-2481
Lineage: Eukaryota; Fungi; Ascomycota; Dothideomycetes; Dothideales; Saccotheciaceae
Exons: 2
Coding region: 14-1462 (482 amino acids)
Source: RefSeq, a predicted model, not a curated record
UAGAGGUUUGGAGAUGCCUCAUAGCUGGAAUACUGGAUACAUUGAUGGCAUGCCUGAAAUCGCACCGUUGGCCUCAUCUUUGGCUAGUAGGGAGAUCCGGCGAUCUGGCAGAUCUUGGAGCCAGCUGCUGGCCGAUAUGAGGAAAGAGACUCACAGUGGUCUACCACGUCGUCGAAGUCGCUAUCGUCUGAACCGCAUGAGCAGCAACAGUACGACACCAAGCAUACCUAUACCAGAGUCGCCAUCUCUCGAACAAUAUGAUCCGCUGCAGAGGUAUCAAAACUCGCCGCCAGAGGAUGAUUAUGUGUCCAUGACAGCAGUACAGCAAGCACUACAAAGUACUGAGUUUGAACCGCUGGACCCGAAUCACGUUAGUCAACCGGCCGAGGUCUACUACCCUGGUAGAGGGCGCCGGAGUCGACCCGGUUCUGUGGCAAGUGUAGAGAGUGCCGCAAGUUCUCCAUCAAUGCGUUCUUCGAAUUCAGCAGCCUCGAGUAUUUCUGCUAGAUCACGAUCGGCGCGCAGACGACCACAGAGAGCUCGCAAACCAAAGACACAAUCCGAUAAAGCACAUAUUUUCAAAUGCACAUUCUGCUGUGACACAUUUUACAAGCGGUAUGACUGGUGUCGCCACGAAAGGAGUCUGCACCUGAACCUCGAAGUCUGGAUUUGCUGUCCACAAGGCGGCUCUGUGUUCUCAGAAGCGACUGGCAGAAACCACUGUAGCUAUUGCAAUGCUCUCGACCCCACACUGGAACAUCUCGACAGCCACGAUCACAGUAAUUGUGUAAGAAGCUCACGCCGACAGUUCAAUCGCAAAGAUCAUCUGGUGCAGCAUCUUCGACUGUUCCAUCGCUUACAAACCAUGCCGCUCAUCGAAGACUGGAAGACUCAAGGUCCUAAUAUUACCUCUCGCUGUGGGUUCUGUGAUCGCCGAAUGACAAACUGGGAUGAAAGAACAGAACACAUCGCCGCUCACUUCCGCGCCGGACGUACAAUGAAGGACUGGCGAGGCGAUCACGAAUUUGAACCCGAGAUUGCUGCAAAGGUCACCAAUGCCAUCCCACCAUAUCUCAUUGGCGACGAAACAGAGACGAUCGUGCCAUUUUCUUCAACCAGUCAUGCUGUCAAAGACCAUGUUGCGCAGAUAUCCUCGCGACUUACAGCAAUGCCUUCCGAACCUUCAGAGCCAACAUCGCCUUUGCCACUGACCCCUGAGAUGGAGGCACCGUCAACACAGAGCAACAAUCUGACACUCAACGAGAUGGUGAUAUUCCAUCUUGGCCGAUAUGGUCGACAACAGCUCGGCAUGGGCAUCACACCUACGGACGAGAUGUUUCAAAGUGAGGCUCGAAGACUGCUGUAUGAUUCGGAUGACCCAUGGAACCAAUCGCUUGUUGAUAAUCCUGAAUGGCUGGCAGCCUUCCGCUUGUUGCAUGGUUGGACGAAUACAGGAGCGUGAUGGAUGGGUUAAAUCAGCGGCAUGAGGGUGAGCCUUCUGGUUUGAGGGCAAUAUGAUACUGGCACCUACAUACGCUGUGCAUUCCCAUUAGGUCGAACAUUAGGAUGGCAAAAGAAGCUUUACUGAAGCAGAGCACUUGGAUGCUUGCAUACCGUGGACCGAGACCUGAUCGACCCUGCCAAGAAAACGUGAUUACUUUCAUUCUCGUCCAUCUCACUUUCAUGCUCUCCUGCAUUUCGAGCCCCCCUCACCGCCAAACAGCUAGUGGCGUGGGUAUACUCGAAACAU